Molecule: messenger RNA, 3223 nt
Organism: Cucurbita pepo subsp. pepo (vegetable marrow)
Lineage: Eukaryota; Viridiplantae; Streptophyta; Magnoliopsida; Cucurbitales; Cucurbitaceae
Product: DDT domain-containing protein DDR4
Biological process (GO): regulation of DNA-templated transcription
Cellular component (GO): RSF complex
Source: RefSeq, a predicted model, not a curated record
CUUUGUUGGAUUAACAAGUUUGAUGGGUGAAAAGAAAGGACAUUCAAACAGUAACCCACCAAUGGGAUCACAAGGGUGGAGGCAGGGGAGAGGAAAACCCUAAAAUUAUCUUAUUAUUUCCCCCUUUCUUUUACAUCCUUACAAGCCACAGCAAACAUAAAUGGUUGGGUAAGCAUAAAAAUUCCAUCUUUAUGAUAGAUUUAUUAAAGGGGGUUGUUUGAAACACAUGUUCAGGGAAAGGAAUUUACUGAUACGUUAAAAACAAAUUCAAAGGCUCUCAAAUCCAAUUUCCAGGUAGUGUCCUUAGCCCUUCAAUCUCUUUAUUCCCCCCAUCUUCCACAAUUUCUGUUUCCUCUCCCCUUCCUCUGUGUUUGUUGUGUUGUUAAAAUUUCCCCCAUUUGGUUGUGGGGGGGAAAAGGCAAGGAAGAAAACAAACACGUUUAGCAUAGAAAUACAAAAACCUAACUCUUUUCCUUCAAUGAUGGUUUGGACCUUUGGUCCUCCAUCUUCGUCUUUGCGCUUCUGGGUUCUCUGUUAACAAUUAAAACUAACCCCUUUUGUUGUUUCUAAUUCGUUUCUCUUUCAAAUGCAAAUAUCCCCAACUGGGUUUCUUUUACAUGUAAUCUUCCUUCUUUAACUCGCUUUGUCGUUCGUGAUCUCCCCGACUAUGUCGCAAGAUUCUUCUUCUCCUCCGAUCCCUUGUGACCGAUCCUCCCCUGAGCCACUUUCCCACAUCGAAAACCCCAACCCCAGAACGGCUAUUGCCGAGAACGAGCCCACGACCACGACCACAACGACCAACACUGAACAGCCAACCACGAGGAGGAACCGACCCUCUCGCGCUUGCACUAUUCGUGCUGCCGAGCGGCUGUUGGCGGCUCAGUCAGUGGUCGAGCGGAAGCCGAAGCCUAAAAAGGAGCAGCAAAACGAUGAGUCUCCAGAGCAGCAGCAAUGCAGUAAGAUCGUGACGCCGCUGGUUGAGGAGCCUUCGCCCUCACAGUUGCCGCGUUGGAGCCUCCGGUCCAAGUGGGAACUGGCGUCAGUACUUAAUUUCUUGCAUGUCUUUAGGCCAUUACUGAAUAUUCAUAAUGAGUUCACAGUGGAGGAGUUUGAGACGGCCUUGAUUGCACCCAACGACACUUUGAGUGACAUACACAUUCCAUUACUAAAGGCAAUUCCUCCUAUUACAAGAAUGGCCCUCACUCGGGAUACGUGGGUGACUGUGUUGUGCAGAAAAUUACGGGACUGGUGGCACUGGGUUGCUGAAGGGGAUCUGCCUAUCGUUGCUUCACACGGUGUCGAAAUAGAAGUUUAUAAAACUCUUGAUCCUGGGAUGCGUGUGGUCAUCUUGAAAGCGCUAUGUGACAUUCGAGUGGAGCAAGAAGAUAUCCGGAGCUACAUCGAAAAUUCAUUAAAACAUGGAGUUCAACUUUCAGCAUUUCGCAAAGAACGAAUCGGUGGAGAUUCACAUGGAACUUAUUUCUGGUACGAAGAUGAUCCCAUAAUUGGUCAUCGUUUGUACCGUGAGAUUAGGAAAGUCGAGUUGAAAAAAGCCAAGAAAGGUUCACAGGUCCUCCCUUGUACAACAUAUCAGUGGGAAUCUGUUGCAACCAGUUUUGAUGAAUUUCAAGAUGUAUCAGAAAAGCUUUUCACGAGUAAAAAUCGGUCAGAGGCUUCACUUGGGAAAAAGUUGAAGAUCGACAUGCUUCCCGAGAUCGAGAAAGUUCAUAAGAGAAAAGAAAGGUUGCUGAAAAAACAGCAUAGACAAGCUCUUCUCUUGGAUAAUUUUGCACUUGUCGACGGGCUUGGUCCAGGACGCUCACUUCGUGACAGAAAACCCGUCACUUAUACUUUUGAUGAUUAUGACCGAUCAAUCAAUGAGGCUAUCAAGACAACCAAGCGUAAGCCACCAUCUCCAGAACCUAAUCACAGAAGAGAAGCUGCUGUAAAUCUCGAACCUUCUGCGAACGGAAAAUGGAGCAGUCCAUCAUUUGCGUCUCAAAACUUCAAUUUCAGUGCACUAUCUCCCAAGUCGCCUGAUUAUGACGACGUCGAUGAAGACCAUAUGUCCGAACAGUUGGAUCGCAGCAAUAGGCGAAGACAAAGGCCACAACGGUAUUCAGAAAAGGAUUAUGUGGAAGCAUUAUCAGAUAAUGAUGCAGAUUUCGACAGUGAUGAUGACAUAGUUGGUGAAGCUGUAUACGACGAGGAGUAUUUACGAAAACGCAAACAGAGGAGGAAGACAUCGAGCAGUUCAGAAGGCGAUGAGGAGUAUCACUAUGAAGAGGAAAACGAGGAAGAGGAGGAGGAAGAAGAAGAGGAAUCGUUGAGCAUUAGUGAAGAUAGCGACCAGCCACGAAAAGUAAAAAAAUUGCGGGGACGUACACGGAGGGAAACAAAGUUAAGGUCGUCUGGCGAGAUUCAGUCCGGUCUUAGACGUAGUAGAAGGGCGACUCGAAGCAAAAUAAAUUAUGGACAAUAUGAUCUAUCAGAAUCAGAACCAGAGAACAAUAAAGUUAAAAAGACCAAUGCCAAUGUGUCUGAUGAGCACACAGAUGCUAGUGAGAAUGAGAAUGAGAAUGGGGAUUAUUCAGUUGAAAGUCGAGAGUCUGACAAUGAGGACGACGAAGAAGAAGAAGAAGAAGACGACGACGACCAAGUAAUGAAAGUCGAUCAACCUGAUGAAGUGUAUGCAGAGAACAUAGAGGAGAAAAAUCCUCCUCCUGAAAAGUCGAACGGCCUAGAUCAAGAAGAAACCGAUGGUGCAUCAAAAAGACUUCUCGACCUAAACGAGCUUGCUCCCGGCUCUGGUUUCGACGAUGCUCCAACCACAGAAACGAAAGAUGAUACAAAUGAGUUCUAAUAGUUUUCGCUCGUGAAAUAGUAAAGUAUAAAUUUUGUGGUAAGUGCCUGCAGAAGAUAUUAGCAUCGGAGUUCCUUCUUCCUCAGGUCAAUUGGAGCAGUCAGUCAUCUUGGUGCAGUUAGUGCAGCAAGGAGCAAACGGAUGAUGAUAGAUUAGAGAGUCCAUUUUUUUUAAGUAAUGUCCACAUUCAAUGAAAACCCAACAAAAGAUGGAAGGUGUUUCUAUACUUUUACCCAUCAUUGUACAAUAACCUUUUGAUUCAUAUUGUAACCCAAAGAGUUGGGUUUUAGAUGUAUUAUGAUACUCAUUUUAAAUCGCCCUCUACAUAUAAUGGGUUGGAUGGGUCUGCUGCUUAUAUCA